Aspergillus steynii IBT 23096 is the source of this 1149-nucleotide messenger RNA. Its product is annotated as aldo/keto reductase family protein. The transcript is spliced from 3 exons. Lineage: Eukaryota; Fungi; Ascomycota; Eurotiomycetes; Eurotiales; Aspergillaceae. Gene Ontology annotation, cellular component: cytoplasm. Bases 108 to 1079 code for a protein of 323 amino acids. The record is from RefSeq and is a predicted model, not a curated record.
CGGGGUUGUGGAGUGCAAUUUCUUUUUUUCUCUCACAUUUGUGUCUGCGUCUUGUGUUUCUAGUCGCGAAGAGAAGAUAUCUCUAGAAUACAACUGCUUAGACUUGAAUGAGAAUGCCUUCCCUCGUUGGACGAGAUGUCGGCCAUACAGGCUAUGGGAUGAUGAGAAUGACCUGGACCGCCCAACCACCCCCACCAACGACCUACUUCGCAACCCUGAAUAAGACCCUCGAACUCGGCGCCAACUUCUGGAACGGCGGCGAGCUCUACGGCACGCCCGAGUACAACUCCCUGCACCUCCUCAACAAGUACUUCAGCGCGCACCCGGAGAAGGCCUCGGAGGUGGUUCUCAGCGUCAAGGGCGGCCUGGUGCCGGGACAGCUGCGGCCCGACGGCUCGGAGGCGAAUAUCCGGCGCAGUGUGGAGGAGUGUUUGCGCGUGCUGGACGGGACGAAGAGCAUUGAUAUCUUUGAGUGUGCGAGACAGGAUCCGAAUACGAGUGUUGAGCAGACGGUUACGGUGUUGGCGGCGUUGGUGAGGGAGGGGAAGAUUGGGGGGAUUGGGCUGAGUGAGGUGGAUGCGGAGACGGUGAGGAGAGCGCAUAAGGUCCAUCCGAUUGCGGCAGUCGAAGUCGAGCUGUCCCUGUGGGAUACCACCAUCCUUCAAAACGACGUGGCCAAGGCCUGCGCGGAGCUCGACAUCCCCGUCGUGGCGUACUCGCCGUUGGGCCGGGGGGUGUUGGCCGGCGCCUUUACCAGCCUAUUCGAGAUCCCCGAGGACGAUUUCCGCAGGCACUUGCCCAAGUUCCAGGACAACGCGAUGAAGCAGAACAUCAAGCUGGUCAACGAGGUCAAUGACCUGGCUGCUCGCAAGGGUGUGGCCCCCGUGCAAAUCGCAUUGGCUUGGGUUCUCAGCUUGAGCGGCCGGCCGGGAAUGCCCACCAUCAUCCCGAUUCCGGGCGGCACGACGAUUGACAAGGUUACGCAGAAUAUGCAGGGAGUUCCUCGCCUGUCUGACGCAGAGAUGGCCGAAGUCGACACCAUUCUGAAGCAGAACGAGGUGGUUGGGGGCCGGUAUUGAACAUGAUACGAGAUGUAGGUAGGCAGUUUAGAUUAUGCGGUAUGGAUACCGUGGUAUGUAUAGCACGAAU